Molecule: messenger RNA, 1122 nt
Organism: Malaclemys terrapin pileata
Lineage: Eukaryota; Metazoa; Chordata; Testudines; Emydidae
Product: cAMP-specific 3',5'-cyclic phosphodiesterase 4A-like
Exons: 2
Coding region: 593-910 (105 amino acids)
Source: RefSeq, a predicted model, not a curated record
CUGUGCGCGCAAGGCGGGGCAGGCGGCAGAGCCGUGAGGCGGCGGCUGCGGGAGGCCGGGGUCCGCGCUCGGAGCCGCCCCAGCCCGUCUCUCCCGGAGCGCAGCGGCCGCGGCCGGGGAGGGGGCAGAGGCGCCGGCCAUGCGGAGCCCGGCGCGGGGCAGAGCCAUCCCGGGGGGGGGCUCCCGGCCCCCCGCGCCUCUCUGCGCCGCCCCGUGACAUGCGGCGGCGGCGAGACCCGGCUCCGAGCAGCCGCCGCCCCCAGCCAGAGCCACCCGGCGGCCGCCCGCCCAGCAGCGCCCAGCGCCGGUCCAGCUGCCCGUGGAGCCGUCCCAGCCCCCGCCGCCGGCCAGUGGGGUUCCCCUGCCCGCCGCCCGCCAUGGAGAGGGCGCCUGGAGCCGGCGAGCUGGGGGCUCGGGGGCGAGCUCGCCUUUGACCCAGCUCGGGGGGAGCUAGUGACUCGCUUCGGCUCCCGCUUGUCACCGGGCUCCGCCGCGCCCACAGAGCCCGGCCCCGGGCUCCAGCCUCCGUCCGGAGCCGCCUGCCUGGCGCCCGGCUCCGGGGCGAGCCGUGCGCCCCGCUCCCCGCGCCGCGAUGGAGCCGCCGCCUUGCUCCAAGAAGAGCCUGUCCCUCUCCUUGCCCGUGCCCCGGGAGGGCCAGGCCACCCUCAAGCCCCCCCAGCACCUGUGGAGGCAGCCCCGGACCCCCAUCAAGAUCAAGCACCGGGGCUACUCGGAUACGGACCGGCACCCGCCCCGGCACAUCGAGCGGGCGGACGCCAUGGACACGAGCGACCGGCCGGGGCUGAAGAAAUCCCGCAUGUCCUGGCCCUCCUCCUUCCACGGGACCCCCAGCCACGGCACGAGCAAGCGGAGAACCAAGGGGUUUCCACCCACAAGAGAAAAAAUAUAAAAGGCCUAGAAACCCUCCAUCUUGUCUUCAAUCCUGCUUCUGACCUCUGGAGGAACCUUGCUGAAAACUGAAGCUCUGAACAAAGGACUGAAUGACCCAUCCCAGCUGGGGAUGUUCCAGAGACUUGAUUUGAACCUGCAGUUUAUUCCAUCACUGCUACAAGCCUGAACCAAGAACUUUGCCAUUUCUGUGUGUCAUUGAUUCCAUGUAAC